AUGUGUGAAGUAAUGGAGAGUAAAGAAGGAGAAGCGGUAGAGAACAAGGAAGAGGAAGAAGAAGAUGCUGAGUUGGGUCUUUCUGGCCAAGAUGGCGCCAAAAAGGUUUUGCCUGGCAUAAUUUACCUUGGGCAUAUCCCUCCCCGCUUCAGGCCCCGGCAUGUCCGCAACCUCCUUAGUGGCUAUGGGGAGGUGGGACGAAUUUUCCUGCAGCCUGAAGAGCCCUUUAUCCGGAAGAAAAAGAAGAAAGCCGGAAGCAACGCCAAGAACUUCACAGAAGGCUGGGUGGAAUUCCGGGACAAGCGUGUGGCGAAGCUGGUAGCUGCCAGUUUGCACAACACGCCGAUGGGCGUCCGCAAGAGGAGCCGAUUCCAUCACGAUCUGUGGAACAUGAAGUACCUGCAUCGCUUCAAGUGGACUCACCUGAGCGAGCGGCUGGCGUACGAGCGCCAGGUGCGGCAGCAGCGCAUGCGUGCCGAGGUCUCGCAGGCCAAGCGUGAGACGAACUUCUACCUGCAGAACGUGGAGAAGAGCAAGCGCUUCUCCAAGAGGGACAGCCGAGGGGAGCAGGAGGCCAAGAGCUGGGGCUUCGUGCAGCGCCGCACCGAGGAGGAGAUUCAGACCAGCAAAGGGGGCAAGCUCCUCAAGCGGCAGCUGGCCCGGGCCGCCGAGAUCCAGGAGAAAUCCCAGUCGAACCGUUCUCUGCUAGCGAAGAUCUUCAACGCCCAGCAGUAAUCG
This is a messenger RNA of Euleptes europaea (tarantolino), 738 nucleotides long. It is a transcript of the gene ABT1, whose product is annotated as activator of basal transcription 1. Gene Ontology annotation, cellular component: nucleolus. The transcript is spliced from 3 exons. Lineage: Eukaryota; Metazoa; Chordata; Lepidosauria; Squamata; Sphaerodactylidae. The record is from RefSeq and is a predicted model, not a curated record. Gene Ontology annotation, molecular function: RNA binding. The coding region runs from base 1 to 735 and encodes 244 amino acids. Gene Ontology annotation, biological process: endonucleolytic cleavage in ITS1 to separate SSU-rRNA from 5.8S rRNA and LSU-rRNA from tricistronic rRNA transcript (SSU-rRNA, 5.8S rRNA, LSU-rRNA); endonucleolytic cleavage to generate mature 5'-end of SSU-rRNA from (SSU-rRNA, 5.8S rRNA, LSU-rRNA); small-subunit processome assembly.